CCGCUUUGCCUGGAUGUUCCGGUUUUAGGACCCAAGCAUCCCGGGCCUCCAGCCCUUUGCAGUGACCCUUUGCUCCGCCCCCUGUCCCACUUCUUGGGCAUCUCCGUCUAGAUUAGACCUGGGAAGCUGGAGGAGGUCUUCCGACGUUUCACACCGCCUUUUUUAUGUUAGGGUGAAGACACCCUCCACAGCACCUUCCGGACAUGCCUGUCCUUGUAACGUAAACACUUCAAUGGGAGCCUUCCUUUUUAAAGGUAGCCUCAUGGUGUACCAUCUGUUUGCUUCACUCAAGGGAAGGAUGAAAGCUCUACAUAGGAACAUGAUGUGAUGGAUGAGACCUGUCAUUGUGAGUCUUCUGGCUUUUGAUUAGUCAUCUGAUGUCUUCCCCAGUGUAACAUGACUCUGAGAUGAUAAUUUCAGUGGUUGAGAUCAAGUAUUCCGUCACUCUGAACAGACACUGAAAAGAGCUCUCAUCUCCAAGAACCCAGCGCUUGUGUCACAGUAUGAGAAAUUAGAUGCUAGGGAACAGCAAUUAAUGAAGGAAGCCUUCCAGCCAACCAGUGAUCUUUAUGGACCUAUUAUUUUGCAAUCACAAUCAGACUGGAUAAUCUCACAUCCUGAGGCUCCUCAAGACUUUGAGCAGUUUUUCAGUAAUCCCUACAGAAAGAUACCCUCUCCAGAGAAGCACAGUAUUUAUUUACUGGCCAUUGGAUCUCUAGGAAACACCAGAGUUAUCAGUGAAGAAUAUACUAAAUGGCUCAAGGGCUACUGUGAAGCAUUUUUCUAUGGCAUGAGUGUAAAACUCCUAGAACCGAUUUCUGUUUCUGCCACACGGUGUUCUUUUAGAGUGAAUGAUCACACACGCAAUUUACAAAUUCAUGCAGGGCAUAUCCUGAAGUUCUUAAAAAAGAAGAAACCUGAAGAUGCUUUCUGUGUUGUGGGAGUAACAAUGAUUGAUCUUUACCCAAGAGAUUCCUGGAAUUUUGUCUUUGGACAGGCUUCUUUGACAGAUGGAGUGGGGAUAUUCAGCUUUGCUAGAUAUGGCAGCGAUUUCUAUAGCUCACAUUAUAAAGGCACAGUGAAGAAGCUCCAUAAAAUAUCUUCCAAUGACUAUGCCAUUUUUGAUAACUACUUUAUUCCUGAAAUCACUAGUGUUUUGCUGCUGCGAUCCUGUAAGACUUUAUCCCAUGAGAUUGGGCACAUAUUUGGACUGCGACACUGCCAGUGGCUCACAUGCCUGAUGCAGGGCUCCAACCACUUGGAGGAAGCUGACCGUCGUCCUCUAAACCUGUGUCCUAUCUGUCUACGCAAGUUGCAGUGUGCCAUUGGCUUCAAUAUUGCAGAAAGAUACAAAGCACUGGUGAGGUGGAUUGAUGAUGCUGACACACCCAGAGCAACUCCGAAACCUAGUUGUGAAGAUAAUGUGCAUUUACCGAAACCUGUAGAGGCCUUUCAGGAUUGGAAAGAGUGGAUAAUGAAAUGCCUUGCUGUUCUCCAAAAAUGAGUACCUUCAGAUAGGAGUAAAUAAAAUAAAUAUUUGCACAUUAUGCUCUCA
Molecule: messenger RNA, 1555 nt
Organism: Marmota monax (woodchuck)
Lineage: Eukaryota; Metazoa; Chordata; Mammalia; Rodentia; Sciuridae
Gene: Amz2
Product: archaelysin family metallopeptidase 2
Exons: 8
Coding region: 536-1504 (322 amino acids)
Biological process (GO): proteolysis
Molecular function (GO): metallopeptidase activity
Source: RefSeq, a predicted model, not a curated record